UAAGACAGACACACAUUUUCUCUCAGAAUCUCUAUCAUCGUUGUGCUUCCUCAGUUUUCCACUCAGUGUUUUUGUUGCUCCAGUUUUUCCAAGCUUAAGGCUACUCAUCAUUCUUUUGUACAAAUUAUUUGUCUCAUUCACCAUCGCCAUUAUACAUCUCCAUACUCCAUCCUUUUUAAUCACCUUCUUUACCAUUUCAUCUAUUCCCAUUUGCACUUGUCCUUUCCCAUUCCUUUCUCUCUGAACUCUUUGUUGUUUUCAUCCCGGUCUCAUCUCCACUUCACUUCACUGCCUCUCAGUUCUUUUGUUUUUAUGUUCUUUCUUCAAUGGAGGCUGAGGCACUUUACAGUUUCAGAGCGACUGAAUGUGAUGAGAUCAGUUUUCAGAAGGGUGACAUCUUGAAGGUGACAAACAUGGAUGAUGAUCCUAACUGGUAUACGGCUGAGCUGUUUGGUAGGCGGGGCUAUGUACCGAAGAACUAUAUCAAUGUAAGACCUCACACGUGGUUUGUGGGUGGAAUUUCACGACAGGCCGCAGAAAACCGCCUGAGACCGCUGGAGUGUGGAGCGUUUCUCAUUAGGGAGAGCGAGAGCACACCGGGAGAGUUCUCUGUGUCUGUCAGUUACGGGGACCAUGUGCAGCACUUUAAGGUUUUGAAAGAUGGACUAGGGCAGUUCUUCAUAUGGGAUGAAGUCUUCAGCUCCCUCAACCAGCUGGUGGACUUCUACAAAAUCAACAGCAUUGCCAAAGAGAGAACUGUCUUCCUGAAAGAGCCUGAGGGAUCAUUAGCUAGGCCACGUCAUGCCCAUGCCCUCUUUGACUUCACAUCUAAUCAUGCGACUCAUCUACGUUUCUUGCGUGGUGAUGUCAUCGACCUGCUCGACUGUUCGGAUGCUCAGUGCUGGAGGGGGCGGUGCCGUGGAAGAGUGGGCGUAUUUCCACCAGAGUAUGUGCAGCCAAUUUAUCACUGAAUUUCAGCUAUGUGUGUCACCACCCUGUACAGUUAAACAAACUGGAUGAGAGCCCAAGACAUAUUCAUCAGUCACACAUAUUCUUCAUAAAUCUGAAGGUAAACUAAACCUUAUUCAUCGAUGUUUGGUGCAUUAAAGUUUUUAAGGUUUGAAUUUAACCUUUGCCCAUCAUCUUUCUUGUUGACCACUUUCAGAAGGCAAAUUAGAAAUCAGUUAUAACUUGUCAGUAAACCAGUUUUGUAACACCUUUAAUGAACAUAACAGUUGCUUCCUGUUUAUUCUUCUUUCUUUAAAGUCAUUUCAAAUAAAGGUAUGAUAAUAGAAUUGGUGUAUCAACCUUGAACUUAAUGUUUUAUAUUGAGGCAUUAUCAUGUUUUUUUUCUUUUUUUUUCAAGCAGAAGUGAGCCAGACCUACUAUAUAUGUAUUUUAUUCAGUAUAAAGUUCUACAGUCAUGAGCAUGGGAAAUGUUAUUUUUAUUUUAUUAUUUCUUUUCUUUAUUGUGCUUAUGCUAUAAACAUAAUUUUGAGUAUUACUAAUGAUAAUUUUUGUGAUUUCAAAAAUGUAUUUAUUUUUGUGAAAAUACUUUCUCCAGUCCCAGAUUAAUAUGCAGAGACAACUUUAAAGCGUUUUCAUGUUAAUUUCUCUUUAAACACUGUGGCUUCGUGGUGCUAUCAAAACAUUUGCUCAACCAGUGAUGUAAGUUUGGGAUGGGGCUAUCAUUUCAUCCAAAGGCAGAUUGGGUGAGUGUCCAGGAUGCCUGUCACAAUUAUUUUUGUAAUUCUGUUUAAUGUCACAGAAAUUACACACUUCACCUUUUUUAAUUAUUAUUAUUACUUAUUAGAUUUUUAUUUUUACUGUCAUGUUGAAAUCAUGAACAUAGCUAAUUUAAUUUAGACCUCUAGUAAUUAUUAUGGAUUGCUAAUUUAGUUUCCUAAACAAUCAUUGCAAAAAGAUUUUGAAAAAAAAUAUUUAUGUUGUAAAAUACAGAGGUAAUUAUAAAAAGUAUUGUUUGGGAUACAUAAAAAUGGAAUAUAUAUAUAUAUACCGUAGUAUAGUAUAGUUUAUGUGUAUAUAUGUAUUUUUUGGUAAUUUCUGUAACUAUUAUUAGAGUGAGAGCAAGUUAUUUCAUUGUUAUCAUUCAUAUAUCUGUUCAGGAAGACCGCUGACUAAUGUUCUAAUGGAAAACAGUUGUUGGAUCCACCUAUGCCAUGUGAAAACAUUUGGAACAACUAGUGCUGUUUACGUAAUGACCAAAAAAUAAGCAAUAAUAAGGUGAUAUUAUUUUUUGAGUGACAUAAUUAAAAUAAUUACUCUGUACUGAUCAUUUCGUUUAUAACAAGCAAUGUAAUUUCAUUUACAUUGUCAUGUACGACGAGUAAAAUUAAAGGUUAAAUUGUUAUUUUUCUCCUGAAAAUGCUCCUGCUGUAUAAUGAUAUGCAAAAUAUACAGUAUAUCAGCAAGCAAGGCUUAGCUGCAACGCUGCCGUUCUGACAUGUAAUGCACUAAAAUAUGAGAUAGUCAAAUUGCUGACUCAAAUUUACACCUAUUAACAUAUAAAUUGCCUGUACACGUUUAGAUAGCAAGCAUUGCUAUUUAUGUUGUGUUAUGAUAGACACUUUAAAUCUAUAACUUUUGAAGAAAUAUAGCAAUGUCAGGUGUAAUAUUGUGUGAUGGUGUGAGGAUGUAUUUUACAAGCACAUUAUUGUCUCUAUGAACUGUCAACUCAAGGGAAAAAAUAAAUUUUCAUUUACACUUAUAUAA
Messenger RNA from Carassius carassius (crucian carp), 2733 nucleotides. RefSeq names its product GRB2 related adaptor protein b (gene grapb). Gene Ontology annotation, molecular function: protein binding. The transcript has 5 exons. Bases 327 to 971 code for a protein of 214 amino acids. NCBI's taxonomy places the organism in Eukaryota, Metazoa, Chordata, Actinopteri, Cypriniformes, Cyprinidae. The record is from RefSeq and is a predicted model, not a curated record.